AUGAGUGUUCGUAGAGUUUAAUCAGCAGUAGCUUCAAGUAAAUAAACCACAGCAGUGAUUCCACUUUCAGAGUUAAAGAGAAUGCAAGAUCAUAUUACAGUAUAUCAUCAAGAUACUCCAGAGAAAUUUGAAUUGUAUUAAUAACUGUUCACAUAAGGCAUAAAUUAUCGUAGGAUCGUGUAAAGAAUUGGAAUAAUACUUUAAAAUAGAACAAGGUUUAGAAGGAUAGAACCAAGUAUUCAAUUUGUAAAUCUUAUUUAAGGUUUGAACGUUUCAAGUAAGAUGAAGAAGAAAGGAGAAAAAUAGAUGAGGAUGAGCGUAGAUAUUAGGCACUUGUGAAAUAAUAAAUCUUAGAAAAAGCUAAUAAAUAAAUCUAUGAGAAUAAUGAACGUAUUAGAUAGUUUCAAUCUAAAAUGCUUGUUGUAGAUGCACUUUAAGAAAGAGAAGGAUAAAAAUAAAUUAAAGAAAUGUAGAAACUCUUAGAAAAAGAAAGAGAAAAGGUCUAAUAUGAAUAAAUGUUGGAAUUAUAGGCUGAAAAAGAUUUUUUAGAAAAGAAGAAAUAGUAAGAAUUACAAGAGAAAAAAAAAUAACAACAUGAUAUGCUUAAGAAAUAGCAUGAUAUUAUGAGAGUAAUGUUUGUUAAAUUUAGAAUAGGAUAAAUUUAUAAAAUAAGUUCAAGAAGAAAAGAUUGAAGGAGAAUUAAUGAAGGCUAAAGUAUUGGCAGAUUUAGAAGAAGAAUAAAGAAUUGCUAAAUAAAAGAAAGAUAAAAUCAUGGAGAAUUAAUAAUUAUUAAUUUAAGGAAAUGAAAUAUUGAAGAAGCAAAGAGAAAUAGAAAAAUAGAAAUUAUUAGAAGAAGAAAAAAAAAUUGAAGAACAUGCUAAAAAGAAGGAAAGAGUAUUAGAAAUUAGAAAAAUUAGAGAUGAAUAAAGAAAAGCAGAAAAAUAAGCAUAAAGAUAAAAAUUAAUUGAUGCUUAAACUGAAAAAUUAAAAAAAUAAAAAGAAGAAUAAGAAAAAUUAUUAAAUAAAAAUAUUAUAGAAGCUGAGAUUAAAGCAGAAGAAGUUGAAAAAAUGAAAAAAGAGUAGAGACGUAAAUUAUAAAGUGCAAUAAGUUAUAGUCAUAAAGUUAAAAUGGAAGUUAAAUAAUAAUAAGAAGAAGAAGAAAAAAGAUUAAAUUAAGAAUUCUAAUAAUAUUGGAUUAAUAGAAAUAAAGAAUUACAUGAAUAAGAAUUAAGAGAGAAAAUGGAAAUUAGAAAAAAAAAUUAAGAAUUAAAAGAUUUUCAUCAUUAAUAAGAAAAUGAAAGAAAUCAAAAAAGAACUUAAGAAAUUAUGAAAAAUUUUGAUGAAAAAGAUAAGUGUUUAGCAAGAUUAGAUAAUCAAGAUAAAGAAUUUGAUGAAUGGGCUUCUUAAAUGGUUAAAAAAUAUUAAGCAGAAGGUAAAAACACAGAUAUUUUGUUAAAGGAACUCAAGUAAUUCAAAUAUAAAUGA
Molecule: messenger RNA, 1485 nt
Organism: Paramecium pentaurelia
Lineage: Eukaryota; Ciliophora; Oligohymenophorea; Peniculida; Parameciidae
Source: the annotation of a GenBank genome assembly